This is a messenger RNA of Telopea speciosissima, 1092 nucleotides long. RefSeq lists its product as uncharacterized. Lineage: Eukaryota; Viridiplantae; Streptophyta; Magnoliopsida; Proteales; Proteaceae. The transcript has a single exon. The record is from RefSeq and is a predicted model, not a curated record. Bases 1 to 1092 code for a protein of 363 amino acids.
AUGCGCACCUACCGGGUAGACCCGCCGAGGCCAUCCCGUCAGGAUCUCAGAGACGAGUUGAAUGCCCGACGUGCCUGGGCCGAUGUCAACAACAACCAGGUUAUUGAAAGCGAGCUUGACCGUAAGCUCAGAGAGAUGAACACAAAGAUCGCGGCCCUGGAAAGGGGAAUGGCACCAGAAGAAAGCUUCAGGCCAAGACAACAUCCCUUUACAAGGGAACUUAUGAGGGCAGAACUUCCAAGAGGUUUUAAACCCCCGGCGUUCGAGGCCUAUGAUGGGAAGGGCGAUCCCAAUGACCACAUCAGUUACUUCAAAGCCAUGAUGACGGUCUAUAGUGGGUCCGAUGUAGUAUCCUGCCGAUCUUUCCCCACCUCUCUCAAGGGGCCCGCGGCAUUGUGGUUCACCAAGUUAAAGCCUAAUUUGAUCAGAGGGUUCACGGAGUUGGCCAAAGCCUUCGUUAGCCGCUUCCAAAGUAGCGUGAAGCAGAAGAAAACUACAGCCAAUUUGUUGGCUGUCAAGCUGCGCGCUGACGAGUCCAUCAGAGAUUACAUUACCCGCUUUAACGCGGAGAGCCUGGAGAUCAAGGACCUAGACGAUGCAAUGGCUUUCAACGCCUUGCACAACGGAGUCACCAACCACGAUCUAGUAAAGUCGCUUGCGCUAGAUCUGGUGAUGACUAUGCCACAGCUAUUGGAUCGUUGUUACCAAUACGCCAACAUGUUCAAUAUCAUGAAGGCGAGAAAAGCAAUGGAUGGAAAAGCUCCUAAGAAGAAAUGGACGAGUGAAAAGGAAGACAAGAAGAAGGACGCCAAGAGAGCAAGGUCAGAAAGGGAUUCAAGUCUCGAGUAUACCCCGCUCAAUACCACCAGGACUAAAAUCCUUAUGGAGGUAUCGGAUCGAGGACUGUUGCAACGACCCCGACCAAUGUUCUCAAAAUCGGAGGAUCAGAACCCAAAUAAGUUUUACGAGUUCCACCAAGAGAUAGGCCAUAACACGAAAAGCUGCAGACAGUUGAAGAGGGAAAUAGAAGACGUGAUCCAGAAAGGCCACCUGAGGCGUUACGUUAAGAAGGAGGCAGGGGAUAACCCCUGA